Knipowitschia caucasica is the source of this 636-nucleotide messenger RNA. The record is from the annotation of a GenBank genome assembly. NCBI's taxonomy places the organism in Eukaryota, Metazoa, Chordata, Actinopteri, Gobiiformes, Gobiidae.
AUGUUGUGGGUGUUGUGGGGGUGGGUGGUGUGGGGGGGGUGUUUGGGUGGGGUAGGGUGGGUGGGGGGGGGGGUGGUGGGGGGUUGGGGGGUGUGUUUGGGGGGGGUGGGGGGGGUUGUUGGGUGGGGAGGAGGGGGGGGAUGGGGGGGGGGGGGGGGGUGGGGGUUUGGGGGGGGGUUGGUGGGGGUUGGGGGGGGGGGGGGUGUGGGUGGGGGGAUUGGGGGGGGUGGGAUGGGGGGGAGGGGUUGGGUGUUGGGUGUGUUGGUGUGGGGGGGGGGUGGGUGGUUGGGGGUUGGGGUGGGGUGGUGGUUGGGUGUGUGGGUUGGUUGUGGGUGGUUGGGUGGGUGUGGGGGGGGGGUGGUGUUUGGGGGGGUGUGGGGGGUUGGGUGGGGGGGGGUUUGUGGUGGGGUUGGGGGUGGUGAGGGUGGGGGAAGGGGGGGGGGUGGGUGGGGGUUGUAUGGAGGGGGGGGGUUUGGGGUGUGUGUUGGGGUGGGGGUGGGGUGGGGUGGGGGUUGGGGGGGGGGGGGGGGGGGGGGGGGGGGGGGGGGGUGGGGGGGGGGUUUGUGUGGGUGGGGGUGGGGGGGGGGGUGUUGGGGGGGUUAUGGGGUGUGGGUGGGGGUUGUGGGUGGUGUUUAA